UUAUCAAUACGUAUGCGUACAUAAGUUAUGUGCAUGACGUUAUGUUUUUAAACUUAAAACUGGUUUUUUACUUCUGGAAAAAUAUUUAAUAUGUUACCAUUAUCCUUAUUACGUACUGCUCAAAAUCAUCCUAUGUUAGUAGAAUUGAAAAAUGGAGAAACUUAUAAUGGCCACUUAGUCAGUUGUGAUAAUUGGAUGAAUAUUAAUUUACGAGAAGUUAUCUGUACAUCAAGAGAUGGGGACAAAUUUUGGAGAAUGCCAGAAUGUUAUAUCAGAGGAAGCACAAUUAAAUAUUUACGGAUACCUGAUGAAAUUAUUGAUAUGGUCAAAGAGGAUGUUCAAAUGAAAUCAAGGGGACGAGGAGAAAUGAAAAUGAGAGGUGGGCAAAAUCAAAGAGGUAGUCGUGGAGGUGGAAGAGGUACAUUUGGUAGUCGAGGAGGGAGAGGACCUGUAUCAGUAGGUCGAGGUGGCAACAAUCCAGGAAAUAAAAAUAAAAAAUUAAAUUAGUUUAUAUUAAAUUAUUUCCUUUUUUAUUUUGUUAUAC
Messenger RNA from Ceratosolen solmsi marchali, 544 nucleotides. RefSeq names its product U6 snRNA-associated Sm-like protein LSm4. Gene Ontology annotation, biological process: mRNA splicing, via spliceosome; nuclear-transcribed mRNA catabolic process. Gene Ontology annotation, molecular function: RNA binding. The record is from RefSeq and is a predicted model, not a curated record. The transcript is spliced from 5 exons. NCBI's taxonomy places the organism in Eukaryota, Metazoa, Arthropoda, Insecta, Hymenoptera, Agaonidae. Bases 91 to 507 code for a protein of 138 amino acids.